GAAUUGUGGAUACACUUUUUGUCCACGCAAACUGCCUUAUUUAUUUAUUUAUUUAUUUAUUUGUCUCUCAUUAUUAGAGAUUUUAAAAAAAAACCUAAACGUGAUGUGAAUGUUUUGAAAAUUAGACACCUGAUGGCGCUACAUCAUUUGUCAUGUGAUGACAAAUGCUGGCCUGCGAGAACGUGAGGAAUUUUUCAGCAUCUAUUCCUAUUUAAAAAUCUUGCAGGAUCAUUCAUGUAGAGGUUUUGGUCACCACUUUGUUUUUAACCCUUUUUAGAAUCUAAAAUCUAAUUUUUUUCCAAGUUCUCAGAGACAGACAAUGCUAUUUUUCAGAUGUCAAGCAAAAAUGCUGAAUCCAUCAUAACGCACAGAGGCUCAGUAACAUUUAUAAAACAAUUAUAUAGCUUAGCAAUUUACACAAGAAUAAUACAAUAAUCAACACUGUAAACUACUUGAGGAGAAGACAAACUGUGUUACUCAUCAUUGUCUUGUUAUACUAAUUAAACCUAACUUUACUUUCUUUUAUUUUUCUAGCAACAAGUGUAUCCCAGUGAGGCUGCGUGUGAGGACUCGUUUUCCACGUGUUAUUCAUCAAAUGGACAGUCUGCAGACAUUUGAGAAGAAGGAACAUGACAAGAAACAGUUGCGAUGAUGGAUUCAUGUUCCCUGACUCACACCGUGUUGCUCUGACCCUGCAGGUCAUCUUCCAGCGGGCCUCCGGAACCAUACUGUCACAUGACACGAGAGGCCAGAGUUUUGCUAAACCCCCAGAAAGGACCAACAUAACUGAUGAAAGCCGUCCAGAAAAUGCAGAUAACGAACAACAAUAACGUCUGUCUCACAACGUCGCGGAAUUAUUUGCAACAAUGUCGUUAUACAUUUGAACAUAAUGACAAAAUUCAUCACCCUAAACAUAUUGGGUCAGCGAUCGCUAAGGACGAACUUGCACAGUGAGAUGGAAUACAGAACGAGAUAAAGGAAAGGACGUUAAAACGAGGAAAAAAAAUAGAUGUUGUAGUUAUACUAUCCUCAAUCAAGACAGUAGCUCGUCAGUGUUCCUUCCUGCAAACUACCGAAGGUAACUUUAGGAAUCAACAACUUCUAGCCAUUUUCUUGGAUGACAGAAUUCAAGAAAACGACAAAGAGGAGCACGGCGUCAUUUGGUGCUCAAGAGCGACAAGAAAACCCCGCUGGGAUUCAUUGCCUCAAAAAGAGCACGUACUGCUAUACAAGUGACCAGCUGUAGAGCCUGAGAAGUUCCACUUCAACCCAUAUUUGUGCAGGCGGAGACGUGUGGAAAUGCCCAGUUUAGCCUACUUAAACCUAUAGCCUACUAAGAGGGAAAUAACAAUUUGGUUUCAAAACCGGAGGAUGAGGCAAAAAAGAUUGUAGGUUGAAAAGAAUUGUCUCUCGUAGCUAUUGCUGGACUAUCUCCGAUCAGCAGCUCAUCACCACCGUCUUGAGUGAAACUGCGAGAGGUUUAUUUAUUCAUGGCAUAUACAUUGCCUCAAGUAAAAGGCCCUUCCGCAAAUAUGGGUGGGUAUGCUUAUCCAGUCUAUAUAGGCCUACAUUAAUAGCAUUCUCUGUCUCCUCUGGACAAUUACAAAACUAUUCUGUCAUGUUCCCCAGAGAUAGCCUAUAAUAAAGUCCCCCCAAAUGCCAGUUUCAUGUAAUAUCCGAAAUUAAUUUUUAAUGAUAAAUAAGUAUUAUAGUAAUGUAAUUGAUUGAUGUAAUAACGUCAUUGGGGUUAAUAAUUCAAAUUAUUGUGUGAAAAUGAAAAGCGCUAGGCUAUGAAUUUUACAUUUUAGUGUGUGUAGCCUAAUGUAUUUAGGCCUAUUGCUUCUGAUAGGCUAAAUUCAAGGUUCUCGCGAUGUUCAUUUGAAAUCUAAGAUCUAAUCAUCAGAGUUUAUCUGGGACAGUUUACAAUUCUUGUUAAUAAUUUUCUGUAUUCGAAUGGAGAAUGUUUGUCACUUGCACUACAAAUAAAGUUUUUAGGUUUCACUAAAGUCGAAUAUAUUAAGCUUAUCCUUUGCUUUUAGGAAAGAAUCCUAGAAAGCAAGGGCACGUUUCACGAUCUCCCUUUGCUUAGAAACAAAAUAUUGUAGCAUCAUAAAAACCUUACUUUAAUGGGAGAUUCUAAUCAUUCUUUUAAAAAGUAGAGUGGCUCACCAUAUCGAGAGAGAGAUAAAGCCAAUCUCUAGGCUAUUGGUGUACAUAGAAGUUCAUUCAGUCCAGUUAAAUUAGGAACUUAGAUUUGAAAAUAGCACAAGAAACUCCCUGGGGGAAAAAAACACAAAGGCGGACUAUAUCAAGUCAAUGGUCUACUCUUGCGUAUGAUUAAUUUUUAGGGCCUGUUUAUUUAUAGUUUGCAACACAACUUCAGUUGUCCUCGCCGUCACGAAUACAAUAUAAAUUCGCUGUUAUAAUUGCUGUGCUCGCUUUUAUUCACAUUAGAUCUACGUUGCCAGUUUAUCAGAUUGAUGGGUGGAUUCGAUUGAUGUGUUUGUCAUGUAAAUACGAAUCGUUUGAUGGACACCUGCAACGCCCAGAGUGCUACCGCAGGUCGCACACUAUUGGUGCAAAAUUAGUCACAUGAUCUGUCACUUAACUGAUAUGAGCUCGGAUAGAACUUUGUGUGGUUUGACAUACUGCUUAGAGGUUGUAGGGGCACUGGGACCACACAUCAGCGUAUAUUGACCCUGCUUAAUCAAUUUUGCUUGGUCAGUCAACAAUGAAUUCCUACUUAGAUUAUACGAUUUACAACCGUGGUACUAACACUUAUAGUUCGAAAGUUGGGUGUUUUUCUAUGGAGCAAGAAUACUUGCCAAGUGCUUGUGCAAGUACAAAUAGUUUCAUUCCCGAGGGACGGCCAGUCGGAGGGAACACUUUUACACCGGCAUCGCACGAAACUCAUGGCACAACUUAUUCACAACUUCAGUCGCAGCCAUACCACAUCAAUAUGGAUAUGGGGAAAACUGGACACACCAAUUUCUGCAAGCAAACCCGACCUCCUCCUCCUCUCUCGGACUAUGGACAUCAGCACGUUCUCACUCAAGCAGAUGACCACAUGCGCCUUCAGUCCCCUGCUUUCUCUGUCGUGAAUAUGGGAUCCAACAUUGGAACUUACAGUGAAUCUAACUGCAGGCCUGGCUCGGUCUCUGGAAGCCAUUAUCAGUCGUAUCCCUAUGGAGAACACGAACCACACGGCUAUGGCUCUUUCAGCAAGUACCAGGUCUCCCCUGACAGUGACAGCGACUCCAAGACGAACAUCAAACAAGCGCCAACGUUUGACUGGAUGAAAGUCAAGAGGAAUCCCCCUAAAACAGUCGCCGAAUAUGGGAUCCACGGCCAGCAGAACAUAAUACGCACCAAUUUUACCACCAAGCAGCUCACAGAACUUGAGAAGGAGUUUCACUUCAACAAGUACCUGACCAGGGCGCGCAGAGUGGAGGUGGCCGCCACCCUCGAACUGAACGAAACGCAGGUUAAAAUUUGGUUUCAGAAUCGCAGAAUGAAACAGAAGAAGCGCGAGAAGGAAGGAACAGCGCCAAUAAUUAAACGAGCGACUCUUUGCUCUUCUGGUCAAAGCGCAGACAACUCAAACAGCUCAUCCCCGGGUGCUUCGCCUACCUCAGACUCUUCCACUACUAUUUGAUGCUUACGUGCCUUUGUGGCAAACGAACUUGUGCUGUGGAGAACUACCUAACUUAUUCCGCUGUCGUAGACAAAGCAUUAUAUGUGCUAGUGUGAGCAUGUGUUUUAUAUAUAAAACGCAAAAUAAUCAAUUUUGCUGCAUUAGAGCUACUGAAUUCAUGGUUCAAAAUCCAUUAACAGGGUAUAUGCUUAAUAGUCAAAAGCAAAACUUUUAAAUGUUCUUUUUUUAUGUCAGGUUGAGAUCUUAUUUUGCACUAGAGAUUCAUUCCUCUGUUGAAAGAGAAAAAAAAAAAAAACUGUUGAAAAGACUGACAUGUUUAUGUAUUUAGAAAACAACCUGGCCUGUGAUGUGAUAAAUAAAUAUUUUAUUUUUCUGAAAUAUGUUUGAUUUAUAAUUUCAUCAAUUUAUUGAUUUUCUUUUAAUUAAAAGGCUCUUCAUGA
Molecule: messenger RNA, 4095 nt
Organism: Ctenopharyngodon idella (grass carp)
Lineage: Eukaryota; Metazoa; Chordata; Actinopteri; Cypriniformes; Xenocyprididae
Gene: hoxb1b
Product: homeobox B1b
Exons: 4
Coding region: 2732-3655 (307 amino acids)
Biological process (GO): regulation of transcription by RNA polymerase II
Cellular component (GO): nucleus
Molecular function (GO): DNA-binding transcription factor activity, RNA polymerase II-specific; RNA polymerase II cis-regulatory region sequence-specific DNA binding
Source: RefSeq, a predicted model, not a curated record